GGAAAGAUCCAGCUAUGGCUUUGGCAGGAGCCCUUCAAGGAUUUGGGAUUCUGAUGCUGAUUCUUUACAAUGGAAACCUUGCAGAUGCCAGAGUAACGUCAACAAAAUUGCUCAUACCUUUCCCGCCGGCCCAGCCCACACCUCAGAACCUGGCUGCCAUUUGCCAUCAGGGUCAAGGUCGUCCCAGGUACCCAGACAGCAUCUUCCCGAGGUCCGGAGUCGGCAACCUUCGGCGCCGCGGGAAGGCUAUCAACCGCUUGGAGCAGUGGUUCACUUUGUGCUGUCUUGAGGAGGGAGAGGACCCGAACGCAACCAUCCUCUGCUGUACCCGGCAAGCUUGGAAAAAGGCCCUGUCCCAGUUCUGUAGGGAGGAGUACAGCACCAUGACUGCCACCUACGAGUGCUGCAGGAAGCAAGGAGAUGAACGGUGGUCUUGUUUUGACAGUGAGCUGCCUAACCCAGACUACAACCCAACACCAGGCUACACCGCACCCGUAAUACCUGCAGAGACUGGGUUCACUUUUGAGGCAAAUUCAUGCUAAAAGUUAACAAAAACGAAUGUUUUUAAACACAACUCAAUGAAAUGUGAAUGAAAUGAUGCCUUGAACUGAUCAAGCAGGAAUGAUGUUGCCUGGGCGUACAUAUUCUGUUAAUGUAUCCAUAAAUGUGCCCACAAGAGGUCCCAGUUUGUGUCAA
Molecule: messenger RNA, 696 nt
Organism: Dunckerocampus dactyliophorus (ringed pipefish)
Lineage: Eukaryota; Metazoa; Chordata; Actinopteri; Syngnathiformes; Syngnathidae
Product: extracellular matrix protein 1-like
Exons: 3
Coding region: 15-542 (175 amino acids)
Biological process (GO): signal transduction; regulation of bone mineralization
Cellular component (GO): extracellular region
Source: RefSeq, a predicted model, not a curated record